Molecule: messenger RNA, 1848 nt
Organism: Necator americanus (New World hookworm)
Lineage: Eukaryota; Metazoa; Nematoda; Chromadorea; Rhabditida; Ancylostomatidae
Exons: 1
Coding region: 1-1848 (615 amino acids)
Source: RefSeq, a predicted model, not a curated record
AUGACGACUAAGACCAUCCAUGGGAACUCGCAAUUUCAGAAGCCCUCUUCUUUACGCUGGACGUGGGAGUCACCCGGUGGAGGGUACCGUAAUGAAAUAGACCACAUCAUCGUCAAUAAAAGGUUCUGCCUGACGGACGUCGGUGUUGUACCAAAGUUCUAUACGGGAUCGGACCAUCGCCUCCUCCGAGGAAGAUUUUCCUUCACAAGGAGAGCAGAGAAAGCCGCUAAGUUUAGAGAGACAAAUCCCAGGACUACCAUCAACUGGGAUCUCUUCGCUACGCUAGUCGGAUUUUGGGAAGAUUCCGCAAUGGACAACAUCGACGAGGAAUAUGACCGGCUUGUCGAACACCUUCACGACUGCGCGAAGAAGGCUGAGAGUUUUAAAACCACCAAGAGGCGCCUGUCUCUUCAAACUCUUGAGCUGAUACGCCAGCGUGGAGCAGCACGAGCCGCAGGGAACCAAGAACUCACGUCCGAGCUCGCAAGGCUUUGCCGAGAGGCGAUAAAGGAAGACCUUAAAGAGAGAAGAGCAGAAGUGCUGGCUGAAGCUGCAGAGGCGGGGAAAAGCAUCCGCUAUGCCCGUCGAGACUUCGCCAGUCGCAAGACGAGGAUGACUGCUCUCCGGAACCCAAAGGGAACAGCCAUUGCAUCGAGAAGGGGGAUGGAGAAAAUCAUCUACGACUUCUACUCUGAUCUCUUCGACAGCCAUGUCCACUUGCCUCCUCACCAUCUGAGGGAAGAUGGACAAGUCAUUCCAGAGGUUCUCCCGUCCGAAAUACGACAUGCUAUCAUGUCGGUAAGAAAUCGUACGGCAUCCGGUCCCGACAGAAUAAGACCAGAACACCUGAAGAGCCUUCCGCCAGUACUCAUCAACACCCUGGCGAGGCUCUUUACACGUUAUCUGUCGGAAUGCAAGGUUCCUAAACAGUGGAAGACCAGCAAGACCGUGUUGUUGUAUAAAAAGGGAGAUCCACAUUACAUCGGCAACUAUCGCCCAAUCUGCCUACUGUCCGUCAUCUACAAGCUCUUUACAAGAGUAAUCCUUAAUAGGAUUGAAAAAGUCUUGGAUGAAGGACAGCCAUGCGAGCAAGCAGGGCUUCGAAAAGGAUUCAGCACGAUUGACCACAUUCACACUGCUUCAAAACUCAUCGAGGUAUCACGAGAGUACAAGAUGCCGCUCUGUCUCACCUUCAUCGACUUAAAGAAGGCCUUCGACUCGGUUGAGACGGAAGCGGUCGUGGAAGCCUUGGACAACCAAGGCGUCCCUACUCAGUAUAUAAAGGUACUUCGAGAGUUGUACAGUAACUUCACGACCGGAAUUUCGCCAUUCUACAAGAACAUCAUGAUUGACGUGAAGAGGGGGGUCCGACAGGGUGAUACAAUUUCACCCAAAAUAUUCACAGCCACCCUCGAGAACGCAAUGCGAAAGUUGGAAUGGGACGACAUGGGAGUGAAGGUUGAUGGUCGGCAGCUACACCAUUUGCGCUUUGCUGAUGACAUCGUACUGGUAACACCUAGCAUCAGCCAACCGGAACGAAUGCUGACCGAAUUCGACGAAACAUGUGGAUGCAUCGGUCUUCAGCUGAAUCUACAAAAGACGAUGUUCAUGCGGAACGGAUGGGUCUCAGAUGCCCCAUUCACGCUCAACGGAACGAACAUAUCCGAAUGCACCAGCUACGUUUAUCUGGGUCGGGAACUGAACAUGAUGAACGACCUGACCCCCGAGCUGGGCAGGAGGAGACGAGCGGCUUGGGGAGCGUACAAGAGCAUCGAAGAUGUAGUGAAGAAGACCAGGAACACCCGGCUCCGUGCUCACCUCUUCAACACCACCGUACUUCCUCUUUGA